Messenger RNA from Neltuma alba, 720 nucleotides. Its product is annotated as 1-aminocyclopropane-1-carboxylate oxidase homolog. The record is from RefSeq and is a predicted model, not a curated record. Bases 1 to 720 code for a protein of 239 amino acids. NCBI's taxonomy places the organism in Eukaryota, Viridiplantae, Streptophyta, Magnoliopsida, Fabales, Fabaceae. The transcript is spliced from 3 exons.
AUGGCUUCACCUCUUACUAUUUCCUCCUCAUCAGAACCUCAAAAGCUUCAUGCUUCUGAUGAUACUGUUACAACUAUCCAGGCCUUCAUUGAAUCAAACGGCAACGUUCCCAUCCCGACCACGUACUACUCUCUCACUGAACCUCAUCGUGAUGAUGUUGCAGGUGAUGACCUUGCUGCUUCCAUCCCCAUCCUCGAUUUCUCCCUCCUCACCUCCCCGGAUCCUCAAAUCCAUGCCGACGCAGUUCGACAGCUAGGUGAUGCAUGCAGAGAAUGGGGCUUCUUCAUGAUUACAAAUCAUGGGAUUUCAGAGAAACUGAUGGAGGGGGUGAUAAAAAAGUCUCUGGAAUUUCACGAUUUGCCUCUUGAGGAAAAGAUGGAAUUUUUCAAUAAAGAACUCAUCACACCCGUUAGAUUUGGUACCAGUUCCCUUCCUUAUGGAGAGAAGAGGGAGGUUGCAUUUGAAUACAAUAAAGGCAUAAGAAAUGUGGCGAGGACUUUGCUAGAAAGAAUAUCGAAGAGUUUAGGAUUACAAGCCAAGGUCAUUGUGGAGUACACAGGUUUUGAUUCAGGACAUGAGACAUGUCAAGUGAACUUGCACCCUCCAUGUCCUCAACCAGACCUUACUUUAGGGUUACUUCCUCACUUUGACAAUGACUUACCAACCUUCCUCAGUGAAAAUGGAAUCAAAGGCCUUCAACUUAAGCCCCAUCAUAAAUAG